This is a messenger RNA of Poecilia reticulata (guppy), 1740 nucleotides long. The record is from RefSeq and is a predicted model, not a curated record. Lineage: Eukaryota; Metazoa; Chordata; Actinopteri; Cyprinodontiformes; Poeciliidae.
UUUCAAUAUUCCACCAUGUUUACCUGUAAAAUCUUUCAUACCAACUCUCUUUCAGAUGACAAAGAUCAGACCAGCGUGAAGUUCGGCGUCUUAUUUAGCGACGACCGCUGCGCCAACAUCUUCGAGGCGCUGGUGGGGACGCUGAAGGCGGCCAAGAAGCAGAAGAUCAUCGACUUCCAGGGCGAGCUGCUCCUGCAGGGCGUCCAUGACGACGUGGACGUCGUCCUGCUGAAGGAAUGAAGCCAAAUUUUGAAUUUAACGACCCUUUAAUGAGCCGAGGGUCUGAUUGAAACCUCUGAGAACGCUGCGUCCCUGCAGCCCAUCUGUCCAAGUUUUUCUCUCUCUUUUUCAUUUCCAGGUCCGUCAAACUAAAAUUCAUUCACACUUUGCUGGCAUUUCUGCAUUAUUUCACUUCAGCGUGCCAAAUUUUUAGGCCCUACAGCAGCUCUGGAGUGUUUUCGGUUCUUCAGACAAAUAUUUCUAGAUUUUUUUGUUGCACAUUUUAUCCCUUCAGCUAUAAAGUUUGUAAAAUCUCAAAAGACGCAUGUUCCAAUUUGGAAAAUUAACUUUCUGCUUCCGACUCCUACACUGUCUUGAUUGUUAAUUCAGGAAUGCAUCCUACAGAUUUAACAUUAAAMAUGCACAAACCAAGAAUGUAACAUACCUUUUUUUUUUUUUUAGGUUACGUCAUCUUUCACUGCCUUUUUUUUUGGCUAAAGUUAGAAAAUCCCAACCAGAUGCCUUUCUUGAGCGUUUCAGUGCUCAGAAAACCUGUUUAUAGUUCUGACUUCUUGUCCUGUAAAGGCAGCUGUUUUCCCAUCAGAUCGGAAAAAUCCUGUGCAUCAUCUGUUGUUAAACCCCAGCGUUGCUUCAACCAAACGGCGGUUCUGCUUACUGUUUACAUGCGCCGCUUCUACUACCUCCUGUGGACUUUCAAACACGGCGUUCAAAGCACAGCGACUUUUUAUACAAACUUUGACCACAAGGAAAGUUAAAAGUGCAUUUCAGUGCUGCUCUUCUCACUCAUUACAACAAAAACAGGUUUUUAAAAAUGUCACGAAUGAAUUUUCUCCAAAAAAAAAAAAAAAACUGCCUUUUUUGUGGGAUCUUGUAAUGAACAAAUGGAGAAUGUAUUUCUUGUGCAGCCUUAAGUAGUGGAAAAURUACUUAUAAUGAUUCUCAGGACCAAAAAUGUGCUUGAUAACUGUCCCAUGGCUUUAUCUAGUGUUAGAAAUUGAGAUUUAUAUUAAUCUUGUGCUGUUGGUCCAACAAAACCUUUGGAUCAGGUGUGGCUACUUUUUAAAAUCCUUGCUCAAGAAAUUAUUUGGAAAUAAAUCCUUAAAUAAAAUUUGAUUGCAUCUUAUUCCUUUGCUUUAUUAGUAUAAAAUAGUUGCACAAAAGUUUGUAAAAGUAAUUAAAAAGGAUUAUGAAAGACGCCUGAUCUGCAAGUUUUACUCGACCCGUUUCUCUGSUGUUGAAUCGACUUCACCACUUUUUUUUGCGUUUUGGUUCUGGUUCAGUUUGAUGUUUAUUUAAUGACGAAAACAGCUGGGGGAAAAAAAAUCCAGAAAAGCGGAGACAUUAUCAGAGUGAAUGAAACCGAAAAGUCUUAAAAGUUGUGGGAAUGAUGAUCCCGUUUGUGUCUAAGUGCGACGUUACUGUAUGUUUGGCUCCAUCAUUACUACCAACAGAACUGAAGUUGGUUCUGCUGUGGAACAAAAUAAAGUCUUUACACUUGAA